Cicer arietinum (chickpea) is the source of this 3603-nucleotide messenger RNA. Its product is annotated as pentatricopeptide repeat-containing protein At1g02060, chloroplastic. NCBI's taxonomy places the organism in Eukaryota, Viridiplantae, Streptophyta, Magnoliopsida, Fabales, Fabaceae. The record is from RefSeq and is a predicted model, not a curated record. Gene Ontology annotation, molecular function: mRNA binding; protein binding.
ACUUGAAAAUAAUUUAAAAAACUACAUCAAAUAACAACUUCAGUUUUUCUUUCAAGAAUCUCUAACUAAUAAUCUCUAAAUUAUUUAAUGUUAAAAUCAUUUUUUUAUAACCCAUAAUAGAUUGUCCUUAUAAUAACCUGUUAAAUCUUCACUCAAAACUUUUGUGCUCUUAGUUAAAUAUAUUCAUCUCAUAAAUUUAAGUAGAAAAUAGAUAUAAAAAAUAUAUAAAAAGAAACAUUAACUACAUCCUAAAAUCUAGUUAUUUUGUGAAAUUAGUCUCCGUAACUAUGUGUAGAAAAUACCUUGAUUUAAAUAAAUAAAACUACUCUAAUGAUUAAGAUCAGUGUUUUAAAAACAGAUUCGACCAAUACAAUAGACCAGCUGUGCUUUUAAACCGGUCAAAUUUGAGAUGACUCAGUCAAACUAAGCUCAGCAAGAGCUGAUGACUCGGUGGUUUUUUUAAACCGGUUCGGGUCAAUGCUUGGCUAUUUUUUAAAGUGGUUCUCUUAUACUUUAUAAAUAAAACAAUGACUUUAUUAAUAUAAAAAUAAGAAAAAAUAAAUAUGUCGUUUAAAAUCCAACUAUUUAAAAGAGACAUCAAUAAAUCAUUGUUUUAAAUAUAUAAUAGAAAGAGUCGUUAAUUUAUAUUUAUAAAAAGAAUAUUGUAUCAUCAUAUUAUUACUUAAAGUGAUUUUUAAACAUUACUAUAAACACGUACCUCAUCAAUUUAUUUGACUAAAAGAAUUGAUAUUAAUUGAUUCAAAUUUAUUAAAAACAAAAAUAAUACAUCUACAAAGAAACUCAUAAUACUUUAAUUAAUACAGUAUAAAUUGCAAGGGAAGGGAGAAUCUGCAAAAUAUUAAUAUGUUAUGCUAUAAUCUUGAAGAAACAUAUAAAUUAUUCACCAUAUACACGUUCUCUGAAAUUUAGGGUGUUAUAAGUCAGCAGCCGUAAAGAAUAGUUGUUGCUGCAUAUCAACAAAUCACAAAUUACACACACAACAUGCAUUUUCGAAAUUUAUCUUCCAAGAAUCAUUGUCUCAUUUCCAUUUUCAACUUCACCUCACACUCUCAUUAUUCUCUCACCUUCUUCUCUUCUCUUCAAACACAAAACUCUGUUGAUGAUGGAGUUCAACAACAACAACUCGUCCAAACUGAAAAACCCAAAACAAGAAACGCAAGCAAAACUGCCAAAACAAUCGUCAAUCUCAUAAAUUUCAAACCUUGGUCAAAUGGGUUAUUAUCAUCCUUCACAAACUCUCUCUCCAAAACCACUGUUCUUCAAACACUUCGCCACAUCAAGUUCCCAUCAAAGGCCUUUCAUUUCUUCAACUGGGUACACGAAAACGGUUUCUCUCAUAACUCUCAAUCCUAUUUCAUCAUGUUGGAAAUUCUGGGUCGUGAGAAAAAUCUCAAUGUAGCUAGGAAUUUCCUUUUUUCCAUUGAGAAAAGGUCUAAUGGUGAAGUUAAGCUUGAAGAUAGGUUUUUCAAUAGCUUAAUUAGGAGUUAUGGUGAAGCUGGACUUUUUAAAGAGUCUAUAAAGCUUUUUCAGACUAUGAAAUCUAUUGGUGUUUCACCAUCUGUGAUUACAUUUAAUAGUGUUUUGUUGAUUUUGCUUAGAAGGGGUAGAACCAAUAUGGCAAAAGAGGUGUUUGAUGAAAUGCUUAGCACAUAUGGUGUUACUCCGGAUACGUAUACUUAUAACAUUUUGAUUAGAGGGUUUUGUAAGAAUUCUAUGGUUGAUGAAGGGUUUCAUUUCUUCAAAGAAAUGACGAGUUUCAAUUGCGAUCCGGAUGUUGUUACUUAUAAUACGCUUGUAGAUGGUUUGUGUAGGGCGGGGAAGAUCAAGACAGCGCAUAAUUUGGUGAAUGGUAUGAGCAAGAAAUGUGGAGGUUUGAGUCCUGAUGUUGUUACUUAUACGACUUUGAUUCGAGGGUAUUGUAUGAAACAAGAAGUCAAUGAGGCUUUGGUUAUUCUUGAAGAGAUGAAUGGUAGAGGCCUCAAGCCGAAUAUAGUUACCUAUAAUACUCUAAUAAAAGGGCUUUGUGAGGCACAGAAGUGGGAUAAGAUGAAAGAUAUUUUGGAACAAAUGAAAGGCGACAGUGGCGCUAUUCCUGAUGCAUGUACUUUCAAUACAUUGAUUAAUUCACAUUGUUGUGCAGGAAACUUGGAUGAAGCUUUCAAGGUUUUCGAAAACAUGAAAAAAUUACAGGUCUCAGCAGAUUCAGCCUCAUACAGCGUUCUGAUACGAAGUUUAUGUCAGAUAGGGAACUAUGAUAAGGCAGAGAUGCUUUUCGAUGAGUUAUUUGAGAACGAAAUUUUGUUGCGUAGUUCUGGCCCGAAGCCACUGGCUGCGUCUUAUAAGCGUAUUUUUCAGUAUUUGUGUGAACAUGGGAAAACAAAGAAGGCCGAAAGGGUACUCAGACAGCUAAUGAAAAGGGGAACACAAGAUCCUUUAUCAUACAAGACAGUGAUUUUGGGGCACUGCAAAGAAGGUGCAUUCGAAAAUGGUUAUGAGCUUUUGAUAUGGAUGCUGAGAAGAGAUUUUCUUCCUGAUAUUGAUAUAUAUGACUAUUUGAUUGAUGGUUUUCUUCAGAAGGAUAAGCCUCUCCUUGCAAUGGAGGCAUUAGAGAAAAUGGUAAAGAGCUCCUAUCAACCAAAAACAUCUACCUGGCAUUCUGUAUUGGCUAGACUUUUGGAAAAGGAUUGUGUUCAUGAGUCUGCCAGUGUUCUGGUCGCGAUGUUGGAGAAAAAUAUCAGACAAAAUAUAAACCUUUCAACUAAGUGUUUACAGCUACUUUUUGACCGUGGGCUGCAAGAUCGAGCAUUCAAAAUUAAUGAGUUGAUUUAUAAGAAUGGAUACUGUGUUAAGAUGGAUGAAGUGGUUCAAUUUCUUUGCAAGAGAGGAAGGGCAUCAGAAGCAUGCAAAAUGCUGCUUUUUAGCUUGAAAAAUAAUCACAAGUUUGACAUUGAUUUGUGUAAUACUGUUAUUCUUGAUCUUUGUAAAAUUAACAAGGCUUCGGAAGCAUUUAGUUUAUGCUAUGAAUUGGUGGAGAAGGGUUUAAAUCACGACUUGAUAUGCAUAAAUGAUCUGGUAGCCGCCUUAGAGGCAGGUGGAAGAACAGCGGAGGCUGCAUUUAUAUCAAAGAGAAUACCAAGAACAGAGCACUUGGACAGAUCGGAACGAAAUAACAGCUCUAAGAAGUUGAGGCCUAAUAAAAUGUGAGUCACAUCGACCGCUUUUUCCCUCUUCUGUUUAGAGCUUUUCCAUUUUGAUCAUUAAAAGUUAAAAUCAUAAGCUUCAAAAGAUUUUGUCCAUGAGAAUGUGUUGCAGCAUCUGUCAUGUCAAUGACUAGGCCACUAGAAGAUGCUGUACGAAAUCUUAUUGGAUCCAAAAUACCCUUUACAACAUACAAUCGAGAAUUUACAACCACUGAGAUUGCAUCCUGGUGUUCCACUUCAGAUUCUUGUGUUGAAAGCCAAGCAGAGUUUGAGGAUCUUGUUGAACUAAAUGUAAAAGAUAUUUAUGUAUUCUUAUAAACCUAUUCUGUUCCCUUAUUAACCAAAGGUUAUACUUUAUAUGAAGUUUAUGUAUUUUACUUUA